Messenger RNA from Lampris incognitus (smalleye Pacific opah), 2814 nucleotides. RefSeq names its product gamma-aminobutyric acid (GABA) B receptor, 2 (gene gabbr2). Gene Ontology annotation, cellular component: G protein-coupled receptor heterodimeric complex; membrane. Bases 1 to 2814 code for a protein of 937 amino acids. The record is from RefSeq and is a predicted model, not a curated record. The transcript is spliced from 19 exons. Gene Ontology annotation, biological process: G protein-coupled receptor signaling pathway; gamma-aminobutyric acid signaling pathway. Gene Ontology annotation, molecular function: G protein-coupled GABA receptor activity. Lineage: Eukaryota; Metazoa; Chordata; Actinopteri; Lampriformes; Lampridae.
AUGGCUCCAGCCCGGACGGACUGCAGCGGCUGGGAGAUGCUCCUCCCGACGGGAUGCCUGCUCCUGUCGGCUCUGCUAUUCCAACCUGCCCUGGCCAAGGUGUGCAACGACCGCACCAGACACGGGCAGGAUAACAGCUGGUUCGCCAAGGAUGGGGAAGACUUGCCCAUCAUGGUCCUCAUGCCAAUGAACGAGUCGGCCCUGAUGAGCAGCAUCAGCCAAGGUAUCGAGCCCGCGGUGCAGCUGGCCAUCCAGCACAUACGGGAGUCCAGGAAGUACUCGUUCUCCCUCAUCACCAAAAUCUACGACACCGAGUGCGACAAUGCCAAGGGGCUGAGGGCCUUCUUUGAUGCCAUAUGUUACGGCCCCAAACACCUGAUGAUCUUCGGGGGCGUCUGUCCUUCGGUGACCUCCAUCAUUGCCGAGUCGCUAGAGGGCUGGAACCUGGUGCAGCUGUCCUUUGCGGCGACGACGCCGGUUCUGGCAGACAAGAAAAAAUAUCCCAACUUCUUCCGGACCGUUCCAUCUGACAACGCGGUGAACCCGGCCGUGGUGAAGUUCCUCAACUUCUACAACUGGAGCCGCGUGGGGACACUCACGCAGGACGUUCAGAGAUUCUCAGAGGUGAGGAAUGACCUGACCAAUGAGCUGGAGAAAGCAGACAUCCAGAUUGCCGACACCGAAAGUUUCUCCAACGAUCCCUGUGUCAACGUAAAGAAGCUCAAGGACAAUGAUGUGAGAAUUAUUAUUGGACAGUUUGAUGAGCACCUGGCCUCCAAAGUCUUCUGCUGUGCAUACAACCUGAAUAUGUUUGGCAGUAAGUACCAGUGGAUCAUCCCUGGCUGGUACCAGGGAAACUGGUGGGAACAGGCUAACACCACCAACUGUACCACCAAAAAGCUCCUCACUGCCAUGGAGGGCUACAUCAGUGUGGACUUCGAGCCACUCAGCGCCCGACAGAUCAAGGGCAUUUCUGGCAGAACCCCUAAGGAGUACGAGAGGGAGUAUAGCCGUGAACUUCAGCAGAAGGGGGUGGAGGCCAGCAAAUUCCACGGCUUUGCCUAUGAUGGGAUGUGGGUGAUCGCCAAGACCCUGACACGGGUCAUGGAGCUGCUCCGACUCAAACAGCGACAGGACGUCUACCACAACUUCACUGUGGAUGACCGUGAGGUGGGCAAGUUGGUGCUUGACGUCAUGAACGAGACCAACUUCAAUGGCGUCACGGGCCAGGUCAUGUUUCGGAACGGGGAAAGGAUGGGCACCAUCAAAUUCAACCAGUUCCAAGAGGGCCAAGAGGUGAAGGUAGGAGAGUACAACGCUAUUGCUGAUGUACUAGACCUCAUCAACAACUCUGUCAGAUUCAAAGGUGUGGAGCCUCCUAAGGACCGCACAUUUGUGCGUCUGCAGCGCCGCCAUAUCAACGUGCCGCUCUACAGCAUCCUGUCCACCAUCACCAUACUGGGCAUGCUCAUGGCCGGGGCCUUCCUCUUCUUCAACAUCAAGAACCGCAACCACCGACUAAUCAAGAUGUCCAGUCCCUACAUGAACAACCUGAUCAUUCUAGGAGGAAUGCUCUCCUACGCCUCAAUCUUCCUCUUCGGCCUGGACGGAGGCUUUGUCUCCGACAAGGAGUUUGAGACCCUCUGCACUGUUCGCACGUGGAUCCUCAUUGUCGGCUACACAACAGCAUUUGGCGCCAUGUUUGCCAAGACCUGGAGGGUGCAUGCAAUCUUCAAGAACGUGAAGAUGAAGAAGAAGAUCAUUAAGGACCAGAAGUUGUUGAUUAUUGUCGGUGGGAUGCUGUUGAUCGACCUGUGCAUCCUCAUUUGCUGGCAGAUCGUGGAUCCUCUCAAGAGGACCGUGGAAGAAUACAGCUUAGAGGCGGACCCCCAGGGCCGAGACAUUGCCAUCCGUCCUUUCCUGGAGCACUGUGAGAACACCCACAUGACCAUUUGGCUGGGCAUCGUCUAUGCUUACAAGGGGCUGCUGAUGUUGUUUGGCUGUUUCCUCGCAUGGGAAACCAGGAACGUGAGCAUUCCGGCACUCAAUGACAGCAAGUACAUUGGGAUGAGCGUGUACAACGUCGGCAUCAUGUGCAUCAUUGGUGCAGCCGUGUCCUUUCUGACCAGGGACCAGCCAAAUGUGCAGUUCUGCAUUGUGGCGCUGGUCAUCAUCUUCUGCAGCACCAUUACUCUCUGUCUGGUCUUUGUACCCAAGUUCAUCACCAUGAGAACCAAUCCGGAUGCAGCCACCCAGAACCGCAGGUUAAAGUUCACCCAGAACCAGAAGAAGGAGGACUCCAAGACGUCCACCUCUGUCACCAGCGUCAACCAGGCCAACACUUCCCGGCUGGACAGCCUGCAAACAGACAACCACCGCCUUCGCAUGAGGAUAACAGAGCUGGACAAGGAGCUGGAGGAGGUGACCAUGCAGCUCCAGGACACGCCAGAGAAAACUCCCUACAUCAAGCAGAACCACUAUCCAGACGCUAAUAACAUCCUCAGCAUACGCAACUUCACUGAAAGCAAAGAUGGGGAGAAGACAAUACUGAAGAACCACCUGGAGCAGAAGCCCCAGGCACAGUGGGGCUCCAUGGAUCCUUCAAGGAUAAACAGAGGUCCCCUGGAGGAUAUCAACUCGCCUGAACACAUACAGCGUCGGCUUUCCCUGCAGCUGCCCAUCCUUCACCACGCCUACCUACCCUCCAUAGGGGGAGUAGAUGCCAGCUGCACCAGCCCCAACGGCAGCCCCGGCUCCAGCCCGCGGCACAGACACAUGCCCCCCUCCUACCGGGUGAUGGUCUCCGGCCUGUGA